CCCACACUUCCUCUCCAGAACCAUGUCCUCCAACGAAUAUCUGACAUCUCUUUUCUCGCUCCAAGGGCGCUCCGCCCUGGUCACGGGAGGCACGCGCGGGAUCGGCCAGACGAUGGCGCUCGCGCUCGCCAAGGCCGGCGCCGAUCUGAUUCUGGUCCAGCGCACGCUCGAUAACCAGCAGACGGCCGAGCAGGCGCGCGCCCUGGGCCGCAAUGUCACCGUCGUGCAGUGUGAUCUCGCCGUGAAGGAGCAGUUGGAGGGCUCGUGGAGAAGGUCGAGGGGAUGGGUUUGAGCAUCGACAUCCUCGUCAACUGCGGUGGAAUCCAGCGGCGAGCGCCUGCGGAGACGUUCUCUGACGAUUACUGGAACGAGGUACUGCAAGUGAACUUGCAAGCGGUGUGGACUCUUUCGAGAGAUUGCGGAAGACACAUGUUGGCGAAACGCGGUGUGGGCUUCACAGGACGGCGUGGCAAGAUAAUCAACGUGGCCAGUUUGCUGUCAUAUCAAGGUGGUCUGACUGUGCCUGCGUACGCUGCUUCGAAACACGGGGUGUUAGGUUUGAUCAAGGCGCUCUCGAAUGAGUGGAGCUCGAAGGGAGUCAACGUGAACGGCAUUUCUCCGGGAUAUAUCGCCACCGAGAUGAACACCGCGUUGAUUGCUGACCCGACGCAGUCGCGUCAGAUCAUGGAGCGCAUUCCCAUUGCGCGGUGGGGCGCGCCAGAGGACUUUGAGGGCGCGGUCGUGUUUUUGGCGAGUCGCGCGUCCGAUUACGUGUGCGGUGAGAGUCUUGUGGUCGACGGUGGCUGGAUGGGGCGGUAGAAGUAUUAAUGAAUGCAUAAAAGUCGAAGACACAAAUGCUAUCGGGGGCCCAGGUUAGCUAGUU
Messenger RNA from Mycena citricolor, 883 nucleotides. NCBI's taxonomy places the organism in Eukaryota, Fungi, Basidiomycota, Agaricomycetes, Agaricales, Mycenaceae. The record is from the annotation of a GenBank genome assembly.